Messenger RNA from Rhipicephalus sanguineus (brown dog tick), 4759 nucleotides. RefSeq names its product nucleoprotein TPR. The transcript has 16 exons. Lineage: Eukaryota; Metazoa; Arthropoda; Arachnida; Ixodida; Ixodidae. The record is from RefSeq and is a predicted model, not a curated record. The coding region runs from base 647 to 2482 and encodes 611 amino acids.
CCACCGGCACAGAGUGCAGCCGUGCUGCAGCGCCCAGGACCCAGCGUGGCACGGCUUACCCCUACUGCUAGCAUCCGGCCCAUCACCAGGCUGCCCGCCUCGCCACCGUGGCACCGACCGCAGCCUUGAGUGCCGCAGCUGCUCCACCUCCAGAGGUGGAAGUGCAGAGUCCAGCAGUAUCAACAGCGCCCACUCUGGUGACAGCAGCCGCGGUGCCCACUGCGGCAACCUCUACAUCGGUGUCCACUGCGGUGUCCUCAGCGGUGUCUGCAUCAGUCGCUGCCGCGGUGACUCCUCACCUGCCGUGCAGCAAGCCGAGGUGCAGCCAGCGACGGUGGUUGUGGCACCUGUUCAGGAAGCGAGCUCAGCAACACCCGAUGUCUCGUUGCCCGGAACAGACUCUGGUGUUGAACUCGUGGUGCCCACCAGUACGGUGUCGGUCACCGUCACGCCGUCGGCACAACCGGCGGAGCCCAGCACUGCGGCUGCACCAGACGAGGGCCCAUCGUCGGCCUCUGGAGCAGCCGGAGCACACAAGCGGCCGCGGGAUGUGGACCAGGAGCCAUCCAGCUCGGACACACAAAGUAGCCUGGGGUCAACCGCACCACGAUCCGAGUCCCCGCUCUCCAAGAAGCUCAAACCCUCCAUGAGCACGGCCGAGGUCAUCUGCACCCAGGAGGCAUCACCAUUGGUCGAACCAAUCGAGGAAGGUGUGUCGAGUUCUCUCGCCGGAACGAGUGCGGAAGAGCCGCAGCAGUCUAGCACGGUGGACGAUGUCAUUGUCGUCGAGAGCGAUGACGAGGUGAUUGAAGAGGAGCCGCCAAAGACUGAACAGUUGGAGGGGGCUGAGUCUGGCAUGGAAGACGAUUACGAGGACGAAGAGAUGAAUGUGACGUGUGGUGCGAGUCGCGGACCCGGAGAAGUGGAUGUGCCGGAAGAGGACAUGGCAGAGCCGGAGUCGCUGGACGACGCUGAGCGGGAAAUGGACGAUGGCAACGAGAUCGAGAUCGUAGACCUCGGUGACGACGCGGGCGAGGACAACGAAAUGGAGGAGCCUCUGGCCGAGGAAGAAGACGUGCAGCCGUGCUCGGCCGUGCCCGUCGAGGCGGAGGAAGAGCUCCAGCCAGCCGUCAACACUUCCUCCGCAACGGAGGUGCCACCGUCUCUGCUGGUAGCGCCCGUGUUGCUGCAGCAGCAACAGCACAGGCCCUCCCUGCUGCCCCGAGUGCGCAAUGAACGUCUCCCGUCGAGUCAAAGUGCCGCAGGCUUUGAAGAAGGCGACGACAGCAUUGUACCCAGCACUCCGACUCUCUUUGUGCCCCGAAGGACCGACGGCUUCGCCGAGGCUGUCGGCUCUCCUCAUGUGCCCCAUGGAGGCUUCGUGUUCGGCACUGCGUCUGAGGGGUCUUCGGCACCCGAGCCAUCGGGUCUGUCGCAACUCGCAUCUCAGGAAGGUGUGGGAGUCGACGACACCCGAAUGGACCUGUCCCACUUUGAGGAAGGGGGUGGCCGCAGCGUGCCAUCAACGCCGCUGCAGAUGUCUCCACCCGAAUCACGAGACGCCUCGCUGUUCCAAGGUGAUGCAAGUGUGGUCGAGGAACCGCCCGAGGAGGCGCCUGAGGAAGCGGCAGCCUCCCAGGAGGAGGAGGAGGAGGUUGGACCGCUUGUCGUACGCAGCCCACCCACUGUGCUGGUCACCGAGGCUCCAGAGUCCACCGAAGGGCCUUCGUCUGCUGUUGCCGUGCCCCCAAUUGUGGAGGAACCUACGGAACCGGAAGAGUCACCGGCAAAGGCGGAACAGGCAGUCGUUUCACCACCGCCCACUAUCGUCGUCUCUCCUGUGCCUAUUCUUGAAGUGACACCAGAGGAAAGAGAGGAGCUGCUUUCAUUGGAAGGCGAAACGACCGAUACUGGAGCUGACGUGGGAUCUGAGGCGCAGGCCUCGGAGGAGCCGGCACCGUCGGGCGGAGAUGGUUCCACGACGACGCCCUCCGGAGGGUCGUCGCAGCAACAACAGCAGUCAGCACAGCAGCAGUCAACGCAGCAAGCACCUCCGCAGCGGCGGCGCAUCGUGUGGGAAGAGCCCGAGCCGGCCUCGAGCUCGGCAGCAGCAACGGUGACACCUCCACAAGGUGCCGCACAAGCUGCGGCAGCGCAGCAGCUGUCGCCGAGCCUCGCCCACUUCUCGUCGCCUCCGCCGGUGCACGCCGUGGCGGUACCAGCCUCCGCGGGCGGUGCCGCCCCAGCCAUCACAUCGCCACAGCAACCGCAGCAGCAGAAGAGCCCAAACGUGGUGCGCGGUCUGCGCGGCCGCCGCGUGCGGCUGCGAGGCCUGGUGCCUCAACGUCGCGGAUCGGGCCCGCAGGCUCGCGGGGCGGGUCCACAGGGAAGGGGCCACCAGAUACGACGUGCAGCGGGUCUCAUGUGGAGCCCUAACUGGAGGGGAGGCGGACCUCGGAGCCGCGGACCGCACCAAUUCUGAGCCGCAGGGGCGGCAUUCGAGGCGGGGCCAAGUAGCUGCAGAACGGGAAUGGAAGGGUAUAGGUGCUGAUUCUUUACAGAAAUAGGGAGAUGUAUCUGUGAAAUGUGUGCACAGCGAUUGCCGACUGUGGGGUGGAGUCAUGACGCUUCCAAGUGGGAAGUUCACGCACUUUUGCAGUGAGCUUAAGUGUAAGCCCAGCGUUGUUUUUCGUCAAUACUUGUAUAGUUUUUCAUGUUCAGAAGUAUUUUCUCUCUCUUGUUGAGGUGCGCUGAUUGGAAAGGGAGUGGCAGGAAGUGUGGUUGGUGUGAAAGCGCCGUUGCGAUGGCAUUAUUUCCCAGAAGUGCUGAAUGAAAGAGCCGGUCUAAUUGACAUUGGAUGCGCAUGCCUGAAGAACAAACGAAAUGAAGGACAACAUUGCAGUUAACACGUUAAUACUACGGUCCGUAUCAUUAGUUCUUCCUAUAAACCUCACCACUCUCCGGCACUGAGUUUAACCUUCAAUUCUUUUUUAUAGACACCUUUUUCGGCAUUUGAUGGUUUAGUGCCUCCGAAUUAUGUGAAAGUAGGGUAGGCUCCUGCAUAAUAUUGCUUUAGGAGUAGCUUGCUUGAACUUAUCUUGAGUAAAAUAUCAAACAGCAACACACAGAAGGACAAUGCGAUGAAAUUCAUGCACUGCUUUGAAUGGCAGCAGUGUUUUUAAUUCACCGUGGCUACAGAACACAUAAACACUCCGAGAUUUCAACUUGGCUGUUGAUUUGUUGUUGUAGCUAUACGUAGUACUGUUAUAAACAACAUUUUAUUUUGUGCACUUACUGCAUCUCGAUGCAAGUUUCUUAGUUUUGUAGACAGGGCAGGCUUUACAAAUCUUGAUGAGCUUGACAUAUAGCUGUCACCAAGCUUUUCUAAACUUUUAUCCAGCCAUGUUUUUUUGCGAUGAUCAGCAAUGACUCGUUUGGCGAGUUUCGUUGGCACGUGCAACCAGUCAUCUCUUGCACCAGUGCAAGUACUGAAACCUCGAUAUAACGAACACGGAUAUAACGAAAUAUCGGUUAUAACGAAGUAAAUGAAAAAUAGUACUGCAUUACAUACAGUGUUAGGAAUGUACGUUUAUAACGAAUUUUUGUAUAUAACGAAGUUAAUUUUGUGUAAGAUGUAACUUUGUUAAAGUAAGGUUUGAGUGUACUGUUUGAGUGUACAUUGGAAUUGUAACUUGAUCCUGAUAGGAAUUGUGGAUGCUAGCUCACUUGACUGGGUGCCUCAAGUUCUGGUAUGUUUAGUAACGAAGAGAUGAUACCAAUCUGUCUGAGCAACCUAUCGCCUACUCCAUACGUCGCAAUUCAUUUUCUGUACUGCAUAGAGGCUCGUCCCCUCAUCUAUUCUGUUCCAAAUUUCCGCACUGCUUUCCGAAAACACUGGAGCACUUCAGGCAUGAAACAUGGUGCUUCGUACCACGUCGAGCUCCCCAUUUUCCCAUCAAGUCACAGCAAUGCCGGAAUCUUCCGAAAGCAGCUAACUCACUUAUUUCAUAAGCUGAGAAAGUACCCAGGUGUAGCAAUCUUAGCAGUGACUGGCACAUCCUGUCUACUGCAGGUGUUAACCACAUUUGUAAGUAGUUUACCUUGUCAACAGAACUGCGCUUCUCAGGGCAAUGACAUCGCAAAAGUUGUGGCCUCUUCGAUGUGUAAAUUUCAUUAUUCAUUACUUAGUAUUCAGUCUGUGCCCGUCUCGAUUGGUUCUGAAAAGUAUAUAUCUGCUGUUGCAGUAGCUUUUACGGAUAGAUAUAAGAGAGCUUGUUUUUAUUUGUUUCUUCAGUCUGUGUUCAUGUUUCGUUGAGUGACUGAAAGAUUUUUACUUUAGAAAGGGCAGGUGUCUUCUUACGUACGAUAAGGGUGUGCCUUUGGAGCUGGCUGCCGCGGAAGUUCUCUGAAACGGUCAGCCAAUGAGAACACAAGUUCUCAAAAUACAUUUUUUUUAUUCUUAUUCUUUUAAAUGUACAGCACAAGAAUUUGAGUUGCCUGUUGACCAGGUUUGUACUGGUUUUCACACGAGCUUGUUUCUUCAUUACAUGUCACAAGCACCAGAGGCAAUUGAUGUAACUUGAAGUAUCGAGAACUGCUGUUUGUAAUGUCGCGAGAUCACUUUAUGUACUUUGUGGUCAAGUGUGAGUUGGUUAGAAACGUAACAGCAUAAUGCUGUCAUCACUUCCAAAACGUUGCAUGCCUGAUUUGUGUGUGCAGAGUGCAAGAAAAAUUGAAAACAUUAAAAAAAAGUUUUUGU